CACAGCUCUCCAGAGCUCUCCUCUCCCUCUUUAUCUCUCUCUCUCUCUCUCUCUAGGGUUUCCGUCUUCUUCUUCUUCUUCUUCUUCUUCUUCGUCGUUUCGUGCUUUGAAUUGAUCCAGAAUCUACAAUGCGGCUCUUCCUGUCCCCUUCCACGGCGGGUCUCUCCGUCUUCCUCUGCAUUCUCAUCCUCUCUCUGCCUCCGCCGUCGCAGCAGGAUCUCUCCGCCGACAGAGCCGCCCUUCUCUCUCUCCGCUCCGCCGUCGGCGGUCGCACAUUUCUCUGGAACACCUCACAGCUCACUCCAUGCAACUGGGCCGGCGUCAAAUGCGAAGCCAACCGCGUUACCGUCCUCCGUCUUCCCGGCGUCGCCCUCGCCGGACGGAUUCCUGAGGGCAUUUUCGGUAAUUUGACUCAGCUCCGCACUCUCAGCCUCCGCCUCAACUCCCUGGUCGGUUCCCUCCCCUCGGAUCUCGGUCGCUGCUCCGACCUCCGUCACCUCUAUCUUCAGGGGAACGGGUUCUCCGGCGAUAUUCCCUCGCUCCUGUUUGGCCUCAGGAACCUCGUCAGGCUAAAUCUUGCUGGAAACAAUUUCACUGGCGAGAUCUCUCCCGGGUUCAACAACCUCACGAGGCUGAAGACUCUGUACCUAGAGAACAACCAGUUCUCCGGUUCGCUCCCAGAUUUGGAUUUGCCGCUCGAUCAGUUCAAUGUUUCCAAUAACUUGUUGAAUGGAUCCGUACCGAAGAAUCUGCAGAAAUUCGAGUCGGACUCGUUCCUGGGCACUUCCCUCUGCGGCAAACCGCUCGACAUCUGUCCAGAAGAAGGAACUGUGCCCAGUCAACCCACAGCCAGUGGAAAACCCGGGUCCGUCAAGGAAAACGUAAAGAAGGGAAAGAAGAAGCUAUCCGCCGGCGCCAUAGCUGGAAUCGUCAUCGGGUGCGUGGUGGGUUUCGCUCUGCUAGUGUUGAUAUUGAUGGUUGUCUGCCGGAAAAAGGGCAACGAGAGGUCGAGGGCCGUCGGCAUUGCCGCCAUCAAGCAUGAAGAGGUUGAAAUUCCCGGUGACAAAUCGGCCAGGGAGGCUGCUGAAAACGGAAACUAUGGAAAUGGGUACACGGUGGCAGCUGCUGCGGCAGCGGCCAUGACGGGAAAUGCGAAAGGCGGGGAGGUAAACGGUUCGGGGGUGAAGAAGCUGGUGUUCUUCGGGAACGCGACGAGGGUUUUCGAUCUGGAGGACCUGUUGAGGGCGUCGGCGGAGGUCCUGGGGAAGGGGACGUUCGGGACAGCGUACAAGGCGGUGCUGGACGCAGCGACGGUGGUGGCGGUGAAGAGGCUGAAGGACGUGACAAUGGCGGAGAGGGAGUUCAGGGAGAAGAUUGAGGUAGUGGGCGCUAUGGAUCAUGAGAACUUGGUGCCGCUGAGGGCUUACUAUUACAGCAGAGACGAGAAGCUGCUUGUCCAUGACUUCAUGCCUAUGGGAAGCUUGUCUGCUCUCAUACAUGGGAACAGAGGCGGCCCUGGCCGGACUCCACUGAACUGGGAAAUCAGAGCAAGAAUUGCAAUGGGGGCAGCGAACGGAUUGAACUACCUUCACUCGCAAGGCACCUCGAGCUCUCACGGAAACUUCAAGUCCUCCAACAUCCUCCUUACCAAAUCCAAGGAGGCCCGUGUAUCCGAUUUCGGUCUGGCCCAGCUGGUGGGCCCCUCCCCAACUCCGAACCGGGGGACAGGGUACCGUGCGCCGGAAGUAACCGAAGGGAGGAGAGUGUCACAGAAGGCUGACGUGUACAGCUUCGGGAUGGUGAUGCUGGAGCUGCUGACGGGGAAGCCGCCGGUGAAUUCGGUGAUGAACGAGGAAGGAGUCGAUCUGAGGAGGUGGGUGGAGUCGAUGGACAGAGGGGAGUGGAGGAGCGAGGUGUUGGACUCGGAGCUGCUGAGGAACGAGAGGGAGGCAGCGGAGAUGGAGGAGAUGCUGCAGCUGGGGAUAGAGUGUACGGAACAGCAUCCGGACAAGAGGCCGACAAUGGAGGAUGUGGUUAGGAGGAUCCAAUGCUUGCUUCCUGCUAUUGCGGAGACCCAUGAGUGAUUUUAAAUGUAUAUCUAAUGAUAGCCUUUCAAGUUUCAUGGUCUGAUUUCUGUCUCUAAUUCUUGAAAUCCGCCUUAAAUUAUAUAAAAGAAAAAAAAAAUGAUUUUUGACCCAUUGGAGAGGGUUUUUUUUUUGUGUGUGUUAGAACUUGGGUGGCAUUUCUUGUAAUUAUAUUACGACCUUGUGUGUUAUUUCAAAUAAUUUGUCA
Tarenaya hassleriana is the source of this 2292-nucleotide messenger RNA. Its product is annotated as probable inactive receptor kinase At1g48480. Gene Ontology annotation, biological process: protein phosphorylation. The record is from RefSeq and is a predicted model, not a curated record. Gene Ontology annotation, molecular function: protein kinase activity; protein binding; ATP binding. Lineage: Eukaryota; Viridiplantae; Streptophyta; Magnoliopsida; Brassicales; Cleomaceae. The coding region runs from base 129 to 2084 and encodes 651 amino acids. The transcript has 2 exons.